AUGAGCACCAUAACUAGUGAACAGAGGAGUCGAGAGCAGGACCCACAUGCUACUACUACUACUGCUACUGCUGCUACAACAACAAGUAAUACACCUAAAGAUAACUGCAUUAAUGAUGACUCCGCCGACCUUGCAUUUGACCAGACGAUACUUGACGACACUAAUAAGAUAUUAAAAGAGUUGGAACGUAAGCUAUCCAUUCUGUCAUCAACGUCAUCACAAUAUACAAAUGCGUCAUCAGUGGUGCACAACAACCAAUUUCUGGGAUUAGGCAAACAAAGGAUACAAAGUCAUGUGUUAAACACCAUGAUCCACGAUAGUCAUCACGACUACAAUGAGAAUGACAAGACCCAGCGAAUACAUAAUAGCAUCUUUAACCCCAAUGAAUUAUUCCAAGAAAGAAGCCAAUACAGCAAAUUUACCAAAUUCACUGCCCAUUAUAAUGACGAUAGUGUAACGAACAAGGGUCCUCAAAUGACGAAACAAAGGGAUAGAAAGGGAAGCAAUACCGUUAUAAGGCAGAACUCACUUAAUUUAACUCAAAAUAGGUUGGAAAAGAAGUACCAAUCACAAAAUUAUGCUAAUGAUAGAAAACAAAUUGAUGAUAUUUUAGGAGAUGCGCAGAUAAAUGAUGUGUAUGCAUCGGAUGAGGGUAGCGCUGAAGAGGAGGAGGAGGAGGAAGAUGACGAUGACGACUCGAGAUAUGAUUUCUAUUACACGGCUGGAGAUGAUGAGAAUGACGAAGACUUUGAUACAUUUGAUGACGAUCUAACACAUCUGGAUGAUGACUUAAAUGGAGAGAAACACAAUCAGUGUUACGGUCACGAAGAAGAAGAAGAGGACCAAAGUGAUUUAAUAAUACCGCCUUCACCACCAAGAUCACCCCCUCGAGAUUUAGAUCCUAGUAAAUUAUACGGACUUUACGAUUUCUCAGGCCCUGAUCCAUCGCAUUGUUCAUUAACACGCGACGAGCCAGUACAUUUACUCAAUGACGAAGAUAAUUAUUGGUGGCUAAUUAAGAAGUUGACCAAAGACGAACGGAUAGCAAGAUACGAAGAAACUAUGGAAGGAGAUAUAAUAGAUAUUGAACUGGAUAAAGAGGAUGGCAAGAUUGGAUUUGUUCCUGCCGAAUGUCUUGAAACUCACGGAGAGCGAUUAGCGAGAUUGAAUUGUCACAGGAAUGAAGAAAUGGAAAGAUUUGUGGAGAAUGAAUUACAGUUGACUGAUCGCCAACCAAAAGUGAAAAAAGCUGUCAAGUCCGUGACAUUUGACAAUUUGGGGGAUUUGAUAGAUAGUGAUGACGAACUUAUGAAAGACGAAAUGGCUACGGAAUUCAAGCAGCAAAGGUACCUUGGGCCUACUGAAAGUACAGGCACAGGUACCUUUGCUAUCAACAGAGACGAACAAGAUAUACGUAAGAUUCUAGAACUUUACAAUGUCGAUUUGAAUGAAUUACAGCAGCCACUGCCAAUGCAGGAGCCUGAGACAUUGAGUGAUGUUUAUCCAAUGGAAUCUCCAUUAAUUAUAAACAAACGAAGCAAUUAG
Lodderomyces margitis is the source of this 1545-nucleotide messenger RNA. RefSeq names its product protein phosphatase regulator (gene BUD14). The coding region runs from base 1 to 1545 and encodes 514 amino acids. Gene Ontology annotation, cellular component: cell tip; microtubule cytoskeleton. The transcript has a single exon. Lineage: Eukaryota; Fungi; Ascomycota; Pichiomycetes; Serinales; Debaryomycetaceae. Gene Ontology annotation, molecular function: protein binding. The record is from RefSeq and is a predicted model, not a curated record. Gene Ontology annotation, biological process: establishment or maintenance of actin cytoskeleton polarity.